Messenger RNA from Sphaeroforma arctica JP610, 359 nucleotides. RefSeq lists its product as hypothetical. The record is from RefSeq and is a predicted model, not a curated record. The transcript has 3 exons. Lineage: Eukaryota; Ichthyosporea; Ichthyophonida. The annotation marks the transcript as partial.
GCGACGGAACUGUGCAUGCGCUUGGCUACAAUCGUUGGGGUCAGCUGGGUUUGGGCGGGACGGAAGCUUACGCAUGCGAACCCAAGAAAAUACCUCGACUUCGUGAUAUAGUGUAUAUAGCGGCGGGCGCCACACACAGCAUGGCUAUAGACUCCAAAGGUGCUUUGUUCAUGUGGGGCAGCAACCGAUAUGGCAAGUGUGCUUCGUACGGCAAGGGGAAGCCAUCGCCACCCGUGGUUGAGUUUCCACACAAGGUGGCCUCUCUGGCACCCGUGAAGAGUGUGGUUGGGGGCAUGGGCCAUACGGUUAUCCUGCUGAGGUGUGUAGAGAAUUGUGUGCAAGACACGUAUGAACGAUAA